UCAAACGGAAAGAUGCAGCCGAAGAUAUUCUUCUUGCUUGCGCUGCUGAUGUACACUUCGACGGCCGACGAUUUCGAGGAUCAUUUUAAAAACUGUCAUCCUAAUAUGUUGGGUUUCGACGUCUGUAUACGAGAAGGAUUAAAUGCGAUUCGACCUUAUUUCAAAACCGGUCUGCCGAAAUACAAUGUGCCCCCGUUUGAUCCGUUUUUUGCCAAAGAGAUAACGGCCACGAGAGGGGUUACAAAUUUUGGCUUUACUUUAAUUCUUCGAAAUGUCACUGAAACCGGAUGGUCCAACAGUAAAGUGACAAAAUUCACCUCCGAUUUAAAAAACAACAAGGUUGUGUAUACGCAAAGUUUCCCGGAAAAAGCGUUGACAGGUAAUUACGAAUUUAAAGGCGCACUUUUCAGCUCUUCUAUUGCUAACAAAGGAAGAUUUACACUCACUCUGUAUGAUCUAAUACAAACAACCACUGUGACCAAAGUUCCAGGACAGAAAGUGCGCGCCCAGAUGGAUGUUCAGAUCAUUAGAGAUUUAAAACUCCACAUUACAAAUCUUGUAUUCGGCAGGGAAUACAUCGAAAAUAUGCUAGAUAGAAUAAUCAAUUCUGCCUGGCAACCGGGUUUCGUGAUCACGAGACGUCUGAUCAACGAACUCGUUUCGACCGCUUUUACGGAAAUCUUCGACAAAGCCUUCCGCAAUUUUCCCUUCGAGCAGAUAUUCAAACAGAAAUUGUCUAUAAAUUAGAUCAAUUACAGCUUUGAAGUAUUAUUAAAGCUGAAUCGAUGAAACACAUAUCUUCAUUAAUAAAUAAGAAAGUAAAUUAUUUGCCAGUUCAAAAACAGCCCGUGGUUACAUAAGAAAGCGAAAUUUAUUUAGAUGGAUUUUGUGAA
Linepithema humile (Argentine ant) is the source of this 893-nucleotide messenger RNA. It is a transcript of the gene Jhbp16, whose product is annotated as Juvenile hormone binding protein 16. NCBI's taxonomy places the organism in Eukaryota, Metazoa, Arthropoda, Insecta, Hymenoptera, Formicidae. The record is from RefSeq and is a predicted model, not a curated record.